UCUCACAACUUGUACAUAGCUCCAACAAACGCCGCACACCUUAGAAGUGCCAAUUCGAGUCUCUGGAGUAGAAUACUUUCUUGCCUGAAAGGAAGUACGCCGAGUUGGCCUUCUGACUCGAAAUGAGAAUACUAGUCAUCUCGCCCAAACCGCAGCAGUGCAGAUGACCUUCCCGCGUGAUGAGUGCGAAUCUCGGUAAUGGCGGGAUGCCUUCGGCCACGGAAACCCUAGGCACGGAAACCCUAGGCGAAACCUCGUCGUCCGAAGCAGACCCUAAGCUCUUGGAACCUGACUCAGAUCCAGGCACAACCGGUGAAGGUGACGCGGCGGAAACUCGACCUCUAAUCAUCUGCUUCCACGGCUCAGGCGAGUCGUGCUCGCCGUCGUGGGACGCACUGGCGCACACGCUAACUGCUGUACCUCACCGCCUACGCGUCCUGUUGUACGACCGCGGCAUCCUGAAUCCUCGGCCCCCGCAAGCUACCGCAGAGCUGAGGGAGUAUCUAAAAAGCGAGAGGUUGAAGGGGCCUUGCGUGCUUGUUGCACAUUCGUACGGCGGCGCGUUUGCGCGGACGUUCUUGGAGCUGGAGGCAGAGAAAGACAGUGGGGGCGACGGCAAUGUGGAAAUCGUGGGCAUGGUGCUUGUGGAAACAGGCCAAGAAGGCGGUCUCGAUCCCGAGGUAGAAGAAAGCCAAUACGCGCUCCGGGUCUUAGGCACGAGGCCCCUGAGCGUGGUACGUGGGAACUCGCUGCUGAGGCAGUGGGCGGAUCUAGAGGCUGCAGAGGCGAGCGUGUCCGCGAAAGACGGGAUGAAGAAGGAGGAUCUGAGACAGAGGCGGGAGAUGCUGAAGAUGUAUGACGCGGUGGACGAGCAGAUGAAGAAGAAGCAGCUAGACCUUGCCGCGGCGAACGCGAAGAAGAGGUACGUGCACGUACCGGAUUGCGGACACCAUGUCGUGAGAGAUCGGCCGGACGUGGUGGCCGGCGAGAUCGCGUGGGUGUUGGACAACGUGGGCAAGGUGGACAAGGCCGAUGGAGCGGUGGUAGGGAAAGAUAAACGGAAGGAUGGGAAUAAGGGUAAAGAGGGACGGAGAACGUGGGAGGCGGGAAUUAAGAGGAUAUGGAGGUUUUGUAGAGAUGUUACGGGGAAACUACUUAAUAAAUUGGGAAAAUGAGUUAUUGCUGUUGGCGGGAUACCAUUGAGUUACUAGAGUUAUAAGUAGUAUAAUAUGUAGUUUAUAUUAGAGGAUACCUAUACUUUUCGAUCUUUUAGAUAGGUAGUCAACGUUGAUAAUUUAUCCCUUCUUCGUAACUUGAAUAUUAGACAUUUUGAUUUAAGAAAUAUCUACUGUCGGCCGAUUUAAGAGUAGGUAUUCCCACACCACAAACUAAUUCCAUAAUGCGUAAUAUAGAAUAUAUAAAUAAACUACAUUGGCAAUUACUUAUAGUUGUUAAUUGAGUUGUCAGGUGGUAUUUGGG
This is a messenger RNA of Daldinia vernicosa, 1479 nucleotides long. Its product is annotated as Alpha/Beta hydrolase protein. The transcript has a single exon. NCBI's taxonomy places the organism in Eukaryota, Fungi, Ascomycota, Sordariomycetes, Xylariales, Hypoxylaceae. The record is from RefSeq and is a predicted model, not a curated record. The coding region runs from base 180 to 1175 and encodes 331 amino acids.